UUUUUCUUUGCUUCCUAUUGUUUUUUUGUUGUUUUAUUGGUGCUUUAUUCUUUAUUAAAAUUUAUUUUGGAAGUUCUUUCAGGAUUUUAUAUUUUUGUGAAAAUGAAGCAAAUGAAUUUAUUCACUUUUUUGACAAAAUUAUCAACUAACCCGGAUAAACCAAACAAAGAAAAUGAAAGAAGAAUUGUCCGUUUUUCCAAAUCUGCAUCAAAACAACUUUCUUCAGAAAUUGAAAAUAAAGAAAAUUCUUCCCCAAAAAUUUAUAAACAACAAAAAAUUGGAAGAUUAGUUUCGAGAUUAAAUACAAUUAGUUAUUGUGAUAUUAGUAAGGAGGAUGAUGAGGAUUCUGAAUUGGAAGUGAUUAAUGAAUUGGCUAAAGGAUUAACUUUGGAAAGGAAAGAACGUUCAGUUAUGGAAGCACACGGCUUUUAUUCCAAUGCUGCUGUCUGCUUACCUUCUUGGAGAGAGCCAAACCAAUUGACUGUUCAACAACUUGAAGCUGACGAGGUUGCAUUUUCGAUUGAUGGAGAAACUCAUAUGAUGCGUACUUUUGGAGGUUUGACUUCAUUUUUUAUAACUGGAUUAACAGGGUUUUUUUUAAUUUUAGGCGAUGAAUAUUCUGAUUGUGUUGGCAAGUCUUCUUCAAGAAAACGUGCUCGGUCUUGUUUAAUUUCUUCUGAUGAUGAAAGCGUUGACUGCGAUUUUUUUAAUGCUCAAACUGAGGACAAUCAAUGGAUAGUUGAAAAAGUUCUUGCUCGUCGUGUGGUCGUGGACCUUCCCAAAACAAGAUCAGUCCAGUAUUUUUUAAAAUGGAAAGGAUGGGAUUAUAAACAUUCAACUUGGGAAAUUCAUUGUAAAGAAAAUAAUAUUGAGGAUUUGAUCACAGAAUUCCAAGAUCGUGAAGUCUGGCGACAAGCAAUUUGUCGUAGAAUCCCGGCGAAUGAAAGACUUUAUUUCUAUAAUAGUUAUAUGCUUGGUUCACUCGUUAAUUGUCAUCAAUGGGAAGACGAAAUGAAUAAUUUAAUUAAAAGUAGAACUCCAAGACAAGCUCCGAUUUAUGUUGAAAAUUGGGUUGAUGAAGAGGCUAAACCAAAGAAAUUCGAGUUUAUUUUGGAGAAUCGUUUUUCAAAGGAGGUAGAAAAAGCAUUGCAAGGAAUCCCAAAUAUUGAACACUGCAAGUGUGGAAAUGAAGAAGAAAAAUGUGGAGCUAAACAUGAUUGCUGUCCUUAUAAUUUCAAUCAAAAUUAUUGUUAUUUGGAAGAUGGAAGAAUUGAUUCUAAACAAACAUCUAUGAAUAAAUAUUGGAUUGUUGAAUGUACCGAUGCGUGUAAAUGUGGCCUUACUUGUCCAACACGAGUUGUUCAAAGAGGACGUCAAAUACCUAUAGUCAUCUUCCGAACAUUAGAUAGAGGUUGGGCAGUGAGAACUUGUGUUGAUAUAAAAAAGAAGUCUUUUGUUUGUGAAUAUGUUGGAGAGGUUUUAACAGAUGAGGAAUCUCUCGAAUCCAAAAAGCCAAGUACAUAUCAAUUCCAAAUGGAUGGAUGUGGUCCAAAAUAUUUUUUUAUUGUUGAUGCUGCAAUUCAUGGAAAUGAGGCUAGAUUUGUAAAUCAUUCUUGUGGUCCAAAUUUGGCUGUGUAUCCUGUAUUUGCUGAUAGGUUGGAUGAACGUUAUCAUAGAAUUGCUUUUUUUGCAAAAAGGGAUAUUAAACGAGAUUAUUGUGCUAUUGAUCAAUUCGCAAAAGGACGGCGACAGAAACAGUGCAAGUUAGUUUAUUUAAAAUUUUUUUAACCUAAAAAUUUUUUAAAAUUAUUUUAAUACAUUUUGGAGGUUAUUAUGAUUUUUUAAAAGUUUAUUUCUUUUUGGAAAUUAAAAAAAAUUUUUUUUUGAUUAAAUGGACGAGUUUUGACUUUAAGAAUAAUUUUUCGGUUAAAUUUUGGACCUGGCUUUUUAAUUUUUUUUCAAUAUUU
This is a messenger RNA of Meloidogyne enterolobii, 1967 nucleotides long. The record is from the annotation of a GenBank genome assembly. Lineage: Eukaryota; Metazoa; Nematoda; Chromadorea; Rhabditida; Meloidogynidae.